Messenger RNA from Pseudopipra pipra, 7569 nucleotides. RefSeq names its product proline rich coiled-coil 2B (gene PRRC2B). Lineage: Eukaryota; Metazoa; Chordata; Aves; Passeriformes; Pipridae. The transcript is spliced from 32 exons. The record is from RefSeq and is a predicted model, not a curated record. Bases 193 to 6924 code for a protein of 2243 amino acids. Gene Ontology annotation, biological process: cell differentiation.
GAGGAGGCAGCGAGUGCCCGGAUCGGCCGCAGCCGCCGCCGCCGCCCCGCGCAAUCCGCCGCCAUCCGCCGCGCCCCGCGCCCAUCGCCCCCCCGCACCCGGCUCCGCAGGCACCCCCGGCUCCCCGCCACCACCACAGGCAGAUCGGGAGCGGCGCAGAGAAAUUUCCUUACUAGAUGACAUUUCAUCGCAAUGUCCGAUCGUUUGGGGCAAAUAACCAAGGGAAAGGAUGGGAAAAGCAAGUACUCGACUCUCAGCCUGUUUGAUAAGUAUAAAGGAAAGUCAAUAGAAGCUAUCAGAACUACAGUUAUUCCUAGACAUGGCUUACAGAGUCUUGGGAAAGUUGCUGCUGCCCGGCGCAUGCCACCUCCUGCAAAUUUGCCUAGCUUGAAGUCUGAGAACAAAGGAAACGACCCCAACAUCAUUAUAGUACCCAAGGACGGUACAGGAUGGGCAAACAAGCAGGAUCAGCCAGACCAAAAGAGUUCCAGUGCGACGGCUGCACAGCUGCAGGAGUCGCUGCCGCAGCAGGGUUUGCAGAAAUCUGUCUCCAAUUUACAGAAGCCGACACAGUCAAUCAGUCAGGAGAGUACAAAUUCAGUGCCAGGUGGACCAAAGUCAUGGGCACAGCUGAAUGGAAAGCCAGCAGGACAAGAAGGUGGUUCAAGGGCCUCAAGCCGACUGUUAUCCUUCUCUCCCGAGGAAUUUCCGACGCUGAAAGCAGCUGGCGAGCAGGACAAGGGUGGCAAAGAAAAGGGCGCCUUAGAUCCGUCGUAUGGGCCAGGACCAAGCCUCCGCCCCCAGAAUGUCACCAGUUGGAGGGAGGGCGGUGGGAGGAACAUAACCUCUGCUACAUCUCUGACCGCCUCCCCUGCUGAGCUGGGCAGCAAGACCUCCAGCAGCGGGGACGGAGCCCCCUCCUCGGCGAGCGCCAGCGACCCGAAGGAGCCGUCUCUGCGCCCGGCUCAGCCCGUCCGCAAAGGGGCCUCACAGUUCAUGGGAAACGUCUACCAGCCACCUACAUACCAUGACAUGCUGCCUGCUUUUAUGUGUCCACAACAGCCAUCCGAGCCCCCUGCACCGCUGGACCGAGGGUCUUUCCCUGUUCCUCAGCUUCGCCUUGAGCCCCGGGUACCUUUCAGACAAUUCCAGAUGAAUGACCAGGAUGGAAAAGAGAACAGGCUCAGCCUGUCUCGCCCAACACGUCCGGUUCGGCAGCAAAUAGAGCGAGUGCCCCGGCCCACCAUUAUCAAUGCAGAGAACCUGAAGGGGCUGGAUGAACUGGACAAUGAUGCAGAUGAUGGAUGGGCAGGCAUUCAUGAUGAAGUGGAUUACUCUGAGAAGCUAAAGUUUAGUGAAGACGAAGAAGAGGAAGAAACUCUUAAAGAUGGACGACAGAAGUGGAACAGCUGGGAUCCCAGAAGGCAGCGACAGUUGUCCCUGAGCUCUGCAGACAGUGCAGAUGCCAAGCACACCUUGGAGGAAGGAAAGAAUUGGAGCGAAUCAGUGGGCUUGUCCCGGCCAGUCCGGAAAGUGCAGGAAUCGCAGCAGCCUCCAAGGAAGCUGAACGGCUGGAGUUCUGCAUCGGAAUACCAGAAGCCCGCUCUGGGAAGUGUUCUCAGACAACAGUCCAUCGAGGAUAAAGAAGAAAAGGUGCCCCUGAGACAGAAGUUUGUGCACUCUGAGAUCUCUGAGGCUGUGGAGAGAGCCAGGAGGCGGCGGGAGGAGGAGGAGCGGCGAGCCAGGGAGGAGCGCCUGGCAGCCUGUGCUGCAAAGCUGAAGCAACUUGAUCAGAAAUGCAAACUGGCUCAGAAGAAUGGGGAGACCCAGAAACACACAGAGAACGAAGAGGUGCGACCCCCAAACACAGAGAAGAACACUGUGCAAGAGAAUGGCCAUGCUUUCCGUAAAGCAACCCCUGAGUUUCACACACAGGAUGUGUCUGUUGGCUACCUAGAAGAGGAGACUCCUGCCCCAGCAGCAGCAGCCCAAAGCAGCAGUGAGGAGGAGCUCAGAGAAGCUCCCUCCCCAGCACAAGAAUUCAACAAAUACCAGAAGUCUCUUCCCCCACGAUUCCAGAGGCAGCAGCAGCAACAGCAGCAGGAGCAGCUGUACAAGAUGCAGCACUGGCAGCAGCAAGUGUAUCCUCCCCCAUCCCAUUCCCACCCUCAGCGGACGUUCUACCCGCCGCACCCCCAGAUGCUUGGCUUUGAUCCUCGCUGGAUGAUGAUGCCCUCCUACAUGGACCCUCGCAUGGCCCAGAGUCGCACCCCCGUGGAUUUCUAUCCCUCAGCCCUUCACCCUUCAGGAAUUAUGAAGCCCAUGAUUCAGCAGGACUCCAUUGGUGGGAGCAGCUGUCGGUCUGAAGAUCAGAACUGUCAAGCAGGGCAGGCAGAGAGGAAAACUGCUCCCUUGGAUCCUGUGCCAGUGUGGGGCCAGGACAGCUACACAUCUCUGCAGAGCAAAGGAUACUCCCUGUCACAUCAAAAACAGGCUGACAACAUGAGCAUGGAGGGACUGCAUGCCAGGAAUGACAGUUACUGUGCUGCUGGAAGGCCAGAGAGUCUGAGCACCCAGCGAGAUCUCUUUGAGGAGAGAGGGGAGGAGUAUUUGAAUGCUUUUGACAAGAAGGCCCAAGCAGACUUUGACAGCUGCCUGUCUUCUCAGAGGAUAGGCCAGGAUCUUCUGUUUCAGCAUCAGGAGACUGUGCAGGAAACCUGUCCUGCUGGCGGCCGCCAUGGAAACUUGAGGUGUUCACCCCUCGAGCCUGACUUUAUCCAGGCAGAGAAGAAGCCUGAAUAUAAUGGCUGGGAUAUCAGCCACCACCAGAAACCUGCGGAGACUGCAGCAGAAGUUGCUGAGGAAGUGCCCAGGGAUGAGCAGACGUUCAGUGCUGACCCCUGGAAGAAAGAAGGAGCCAAUACCAAACAGGCCACUGAGGAGACAUCAGAGUGGGCUCCCGAGAACCGCAACACCAGUGGUCAGCACCAGGAGCAAAUGGGGAGGACACGGCGAUCCGGCCCCAUUAAAAAACCAGUCCUGAAAGCCCUCAAGGUUGAAGAGAAGGAGAAGGAGAUGGAGAAGGUUAAACUGGAGGGAGAGGACACCUCACGCCCACUGAAGGAGAAGGCUGCUGUUCAGAAAGUAGAGAAUGAGUCAGAUGACUCUGCAGCUUUGCUGAACUCCACACGUUAUCUGCUGGAUGAUAAAGGUUCUUCCCAAACCAGCCUGGCACGAGAGGCUGAGAAAUCUCAAGAAGAAGAAGAAGAGGAGGAGGAGGAAGAGAAGCCAGAAAGAACCUGGGAGAACAAACUAUCCAGAGAGACUGGUGAUCUCCCGCCCACAAAAAGAAACAACUGGAUCUUCAUUGAUGAGGAACAAGCCUUUGGUGGGAGAGGCCAAGGGCGUGGGCGAGGGAGAGGCUUCAGAGAGUUCACUUUCAGAGGCCGAGGCACUGUUGUGAGCAGCCGAGGAGUCUACAACAACCAGCGGAGCAGCCGAGGGCGAGGGCUCCGGGAGUUCAACCAGCCAGAGGACUUCCCCAGAGGGAAGCCAAGGCGCCGGAUCGCGAGCGAGACGCACAGUGAAGGGUCAGAGUACGAGGAGCUCCCCAAGCGUCGCCGGCAGAGGGGCUCAGAAAACAGUAAUGAAGGCUCUGUGCUGGACAGGGAGGACAGUGAUCUGAAAAAGGGAGACUUCAAAGAGUCUUGGAGGUCCAACAAAAUCUACUCGGAUGAUCACAGUAGCCUGGAUCCUAAGAUGAGGGCUCCGAGAGCGUUCGGGAGGUCGCUGCCACCAAGACUGAGCAACUCUGGCUAUGGGCGAAGGGGUUUCAUGGGUAAGGAGCCCACCCAGUGGCAAGGCAGGAGUGGGGGAGCAGGGUGGCAGGAGUAUAGCCACACCUCUCCAUCGGACACUUUUGGGAGCAGGCAGCAGUCUGACAGGGACUACAUCCAGGAUUCUUACAAACACACGGAUUCCUUCUCCAGCCGGGUUUUUGAUGAGAGUCAUCUGGAUGACAAAAGGCACUUUUUCCAGGAGGAUUACUCAGCAGAUCAGGAGAACAUAGAGAACAGACCGUUCAGGAGGCGCCGCCCCCCCCGCCAAGACAAGCCCCCACGCUUCAGGCGCCUCAGGCAAGAGAGGGAAUCGGUGGGGCAGUGGAACCCCGAGGAGGGAGGCCCCAACCUGCUGCCCAGCCAGUGGCCUGGCAGACCCAAGCUGAGUGCAGAGAAGAGCAGCAUCUCGGGCAGGCGGUCUCCUGAGCUGUCCUACCAGAACUCUUCAGACCAUGCCAACGAGGAGUGGGAGACAGCAUCUGAAAGCAGUGACUUCAGCGAGCGGCGGGAGAGGCGGGAUGGAGUCCCAGAGAGUGAAGGCCAGCUGGAAGGUGGCCUCAGCACCGGGAGCCUGGGAGAGAAGAGGGAACUAGCAAAGAGAAGCUUCUCAAGCCAGAGGCCACUGGUGGACAGGCAGAGCCGCAAGGCUGAGCCAGCAGGGUUUGCAGAGCAGUCUGUCAGGACUGGUGUAGGAGCAGCUUCCAGAUACGAGAGCCAGCAGAACGGGACCCUGAUAAAGAGCAAAAGGUCUCCAGAAGAAGGAGGAGGCCUUGGUAACACCAGUGGUGGGAGCAGCCACUCCAUUUACAGCUUGGAUAGGGGCUCCCAUGCUAACUCAGAGAGUGCUGAGGGGCCAGGUAAAAAGCCAGAGAAGGAGCCCAAAUCCACUGCACAAAGAGCAACUGAGAAGGGAGAGGCCUUGUCACAGUUUGAACUGAGUUAUGGAAGUACCAUCAUCGAUAAUCGGGUGUCAAGCACAGCAGAAGAGAAUGAAGUAGGUUCUAUGGCAGGUGAAGGCUUCAUUGAGGUUCUUACUAAAAAGCAGCGUCGUUUGCUGGAAGAGGAGCGCAGGAAGAAGGAACAGGCCGCUCAGGCACCAGCUAAGGCCCGUGUUCUUCAGUCUCGCAUUCCUCCUCGGUUUGCUAAGAAGCAGAACAGCCUGUGCUUGGAGCAAAGUGAUGUAACAGUGUCUGGAAACAGCCUGGGCACAGAGAUCUGGGAGAGCAACAGCCCAGCUCUUUCUGUUCAGUCUCCUGGCAGUGAUUCCUGGAGCAAGCCUGUAAAUACCUUUAAUGGCACUGAGUCUGGCACCACUGAGCAGGGAUUUAAAGGCAGCCAGGGGGAUAGUGGCAUUGACUUGAGCGCGGAGUCUCGGGAAUCCUCCGCGACCUCCUCUCAGCGCAGCUCUCCAUAUGGCACCCUCAAACCAGAGGAGAUGAAUGGGGCUGGCCUGGUGGACCCAAAGCCUGACUGCCAGAAGGAGCAAGUGCAGAAGCAAUCUGAUAAAAAGGAUUCAGAUCAAGGCUCGGGACAGAACAAGGAACACAAGCCUGGACCAAUCGGCAACGAACGCUCCCUGAAAAACAGAAAGGGUUCGGAGGGAACGGAACGGCUGGAAGGGAAUAUUCCCCCUGUUAAUGGGGUGGAAAUUCAUGUGGAUUCUGUACUUCCUGUGCCACCCAUUGAAUUUGGAGUGAAUCCUAAAGACUCUGACUUCAGCUUGCCACCUGGUUCUGCCUCUGGCACUGCAGCUAACCCUGUCACCAAAUUGCAGGAUGCCUUGGCCAGUAAUGCAGGGUUAACGCAGUCCAUUCCCAUCCUGCGAAGGGAUCAUCACCUCCAGCGCUGCAUCGGCCUGAACCCCAUGUCCUUCCCUACUGCAGACCUUACUCUUAAGAUGGAGUCUGCUCGUAAAGCUUGGGAAAACUCUCCUAGUUUACCAGAACAGAACUCCCCAGGAGGUGCAGGCUCAGGCAUCCAGCCUCCUUCCAGUGUUGGAGCUUCCAAUGGCGUCAGCUACAGUUCUUUUGGUGGAGUUUCUAUGCCUCCCAUGCCUGUGGCAUCCGUAGCACCUUCUGCAUCUAUUCCAGGUAACCAUAUUCCACCCCUGUAUCUGGAUGGCCACGUGUUUGCAAGUCAGCCCCGCCUGGUCCCUCAGACGAUACCUCAGCAGCAAAGCUACCAACAGGCUGCUGCUGCUCAACAGAUUCCCAUUUCCCUCCACACAUCGUUACAGGCCCAAGCUCAGCUUGGGCUGAGGGGUGGUCUGCCUGUUUCCCAGUCCCAGGAGAUGUACAGCUCCAUACAGCCCUUCAGGUCUCAGGUGUAUAUGCACCCCAGUCUGUCUCAGCCCAGCACCAUGGUCCUGACAGGAGGCACUGCUCUGAAGCCUCCAUACUCUGCCUUCCCAGGCAUGCAGCCCUUGGAGGUGGUGAAAACCCAGUCUGGGUCCCCCUAUCAGCCCAUGAACGGAAGCCAGACACUGGUUUAUGAAGGGCAGAUAAACCAGGCUGGUAUGGGAGCCUCCCAGAUGAUGGACUCUCAGCUCACCCAGCUGACAAUGCCUGUGCCUGGCUCUCAGCUCCCUCUGCCCCGCUACGGCUCUGGCCAGCAGCCCCUGCUUCUACCACAGUCCAUCCAGCUUCCUCAGGGGCAAAACCUGCCUGUGGGAGCUCCCCGAAGAAUCCUGCCUCCUGGAUCCCAGCCUUCUGUCCUUGCUGCCAGCAGGGAGUCCUCCCAGAUGGAAAUGAAAGGGUUUCAUUUCUCCGAUGGUAAACAGAGUAUGUCCUCUGGAGGGUCUGUACCAUCACCACAUACCUACAGAAUUUACUCCAUGAAUGUUGUCGACUCUUCGAUUUCCAGGCCUAGCUCUGCCAGCCCAAGCGGGAAGCCGUCGGGACCAGCAGUGAGCAUGGGCUCUGUGCAAGGACACUACGUACAGCAGGCAAAGCAGCGGGUGGAUGAUAACAAAGCCAGUCUGGGAGCAGUGAAGCUGCAAGAAACAGCCUCCCCAAGCCAGAUGAAGCCAGUGCGCACAGGAGCGAUCAAACCUCAGGCAGUCAAAGUGGAGGAGAGCAAGGCCUAGGAGCACCUCUGAUGCCCAGCUGGUCCUGCUGCCUGAGAGGCCCUGCAGCUUAGACUGGACCCCACUGGAUCUCCUGAAAAUCUCACCAGAUCUAUCCCCACCCCACACUGACUGACUACAGCGACAUCAUUCAAGCCCCUCUCCCCAACAAAGCAGUUUGAAACAGUGGAUAUGACAUUGACCUGCUUGCUUUAAAACAAACCAAUCAUGUGACUUUUAAGUGGCUUUAGCCAUUUUUUUUUUUUAUUUCCCCCUCCCCAUGCCCCAUCCACUGGUAGCUGUGAUUGCUCACUUGGCAAAGCCCGUCCUUCUCCUUCCCUACUUCUGUCUCAGCAGAGUGGCAACUGGGGGAGAGGGGUUAGUUUGAGGUUUUUCAUUUUAAAGGCAGCUGAGGUUUUUACAAAAAAGCUGUAUCUUUGUUUAUAGCAGAACUUUUAUAUGUUCUCUCAUUCCCCCCCCUUCUUUCUGCUUUCCUCAUUCCUUUCAGAAAAGAAUUCCCUUCAGCUAAAAUGAUGUUCUGACAAAACUCUGCUUAGUUUUGUAUAUGGUUCUGUGCUACGUUGAGAGUUUGAGUUUGUUUGGGUGUAUUUCCCCAGAUGAUUUAGCCUUUGACUAUUUGAUUAAAAAAACAGGACAGUUACGGCA